AAGGAUAAACCUAUGUAUUGGGUUGAUUUGACGAAAUUGCCUCGAUGUCUUGAUUUCUUGCCUUAUACAUACUAAUACUCACCCGGAUGCUACCCAGUAUGUAUUACAUAGACGACAUCUAAGAAUGAUAUUCAUGAAUACCUUUGUCUCUUCUUCUCACCUCAUCAACGCAUCACCUCACGCUUUACUCACACCUUGCUCACAGUGACCCUUACUCACUCACAUCUCACUCAUGCCUCCAACCUUACAUCUUAUACCUCACACACCUCGCCUCACACACUCUCUCUCUCUUGCAUUGAUAGACAUUGAACAUUGACAUUCGGAGAAAAAAGGAUUACUAGGAACCAGGGUACUUCAAAGUUUGUUUUUAUUGAACACAGAUCAAAUUACCGGUCGGAUACCUUCUCGACCACCUGCCAAAGUGUUUAACCAAUACCAAUCCUGGUCUGUAUCCGCUUUUCAACAGUUAAAUGGGCACAUUGGGUCACGAUGAUUUGUUCUACCAAUUCAAGCCAUUUGGGAGUUCUUUGGUCCAGUACCUACCUACCUACCUACCUACCUACCCACCUACUCCGUAAUAUUUGACAAAGUCUUUCAUUUCAUUCGUUGAUCCACUGCAUAAACUGGUCUUCGGUAUGAACGAUGAGAAUGAUACCUACUAGGACGGACUGGUGGACUGAUAUAAAUGUUUAAAAUGCUACCCGGUACUCACUCACCUCUCCUUUCGCCAGACUUAAGAUUAUUUAUCAUGAUUUCUUAUUUCCCUUGUUCAAAAGUAGGCAGUCUUCCGUGUACCUCGCACAGUUUGAUAGCUUUUCUUUUUUCUUAUUCAUUGUUCAUUAUUUUUCUGCUUACCUAGGUACUCACACUCAAAUUACCCGUUCAUUCGAUCUACCUCCCUAGGGACCUAGCUAGCACUUAGUACCUUGUUCAUUAACCGUUCGGAGUAUUCUACUCCAACUCUCUUCCAACUUCUUCCCCAGCAGCCGACAUCUUCUCAAACCUCUUCUCGCUCUCACCAACAAAGAGGGCGAAAGGAAGAAAAGAACUGUGUUGGACCGGUCAAUGGUCAUCAGUCUCAGUGCGGUCAUUCACCAACAGCUUCAAUUAUCUUCAUUUCGGCAUUACUUAUUCACUAAAUAAUUUAAUUGGUCGGUAUAAUCGCCGUUGUGUCUCUGUUUGGCACUGCCGCACUGCAGACGCACGUUCACCAGUCCACUACAUUCACUACUACAUACAGAAAGUCUCUCCUAUUUUCCUAUCGACCAACCCAGAUGAUCAAGAAGGAUCUAUCCAACAAUUGAGUAUUAAAGAUUCAUUCAGGAAAAGUCUGGUUGUAAUUUGGAUUUGUCUGGUCAUACCUUUAUAAAAGAUACGAAGAAAGAGAUCAUUCGUUCCGCCCAUUCGAAGAGAUUGAGGCAACUUCAUUCAUAUCAAUUAUAAUACAAGACAUCCGGAUACAAAAAGAUUGAUUGGAAAGCAUUGGUAGGAAAGAAUUGAAUCACUCUUAGGGUGAGAAGGUCGUUUUCGACAGAUCUUCAAAUCUUGGAGUAAAAGGUCUUGAAUCAGUAUGGCAACGAUCUCUACAUCGCAAGCCCAUACCAGCUUGACACCACCAAGUAGUUCUCACGGUCAAGAUUCUUGGAAUUAUUCUGUGCCAGUAGAGCCGACCUCACCUUCUGCCGUCACCGACUAUCAUAAUCAUAAUCGACAAAUUUCCCAAACCAACGGUUACCCAUUGCGUCCAAGUACCGAAACCUUUGGUCCUCGCCUCGAUCAUAACCAUUUGGCUCCAGCUCGCGCAAAUGAAUUAAAUCGACAGAAUAGUGAUAUCAGCGAUACUCCUAGUGCUCCUGAUAGUUUAUCGGAUUCAUAUGGAAAUAACAAAGGCGGUCGAAGUAUGGAUUCUGGGGGGAAGAAAGGUAUGAACGGUGGCACGUAUGAAAUGGAUGACGUGGAACAUUCCAGGUGGAUUCACAGAGAUAAAUUGGCCCGAAUUGAGAAUGAGGAACUACAAGCAGCUGGUAUACCGAUACCUCGUCCAAGAACAGGAAGUAAAUCUAGUCGACGGGAUCGUAGUCAAGAUGCCAGUAACGCCAUUCGAAGUGAGGGACAAAAAAGGCAGAAGAUGGGCGCGAAUGGAGAUGGAGAAGGUAAUCCUUGGGACUUGCGAUUACCUGAAGAGUCUGCUGGAGAUUUAGGUACGAAAGGUAUAUCGAAAAUACCAAUAUCGAAAACGAGUCCCUUACCAAUACCGAUCGAUUACCUUGAACGAGAUACACCUAUAGCUCGAAAAACAAGCAACAAUUGGUAUGAUGAGGAGGACCCAUUGUCAUUCAAGCAAGCAAGAAGUCGGAGUCAUAGUGUCAAAAGUUCACUUAUACUUGAUGAUGCUACACCGUCUUCUUCAACUGUUCCAAUGCCUACUCCCGCUAGGGUAUCACCUACACCUACUCGUGCAUCACCAUCCGAACGAUCUCCUGCCAAGAAAGCACCAGGACGGAAAGGAUCUAUUGGCGCAAAUGCUGCACUUCCCGGAGGUAGACAAACAUCGGCACAAAGACAAAAACAAAAGCCUAGUGGAACAAAUGCGCCAGAUAUACGACCAAAGACUCGUUCAGGUGACAUAAUUAAUACAUCAAAACGACCUGAAGGUGACCCACCUUGGCUGGCUACUAUGUACAAACCUGACCCUCGAUUACCUCCCGAUCAACAAGUAAUUCCGACUCAUGCGAAACGUAUGCAACAAGAACAAUGGGAGAAGGAGGGUAAAUAUGGAAAUGUUUAUGACACAGAUUUUAGGCCAUUAAAUCAACAGGAAUACAGACCACGCCCUGAUUCAUUUUCUCCACCACCAGAAGGACCAGAUGGACCAGAGGAACCAAAGUCGGAAGAACAAGCUCCAGAAUGGCCAUUAAGUGGUCCACAAUCUCCAUCACCAGUUUCUCCAGUAUCACCUAUUUCCGCCAUGACUCCUAAAUCACCUACAUUAAGUACGGGUCGAAGAUCACCAGUGGAAAGAGCAUCAAGUUAUAGCACAAUGCCAAAGAUCGCAACUGGAAAACCGCAGGGUGUUAAUAUUCCAGACCCUAAACCACCAAUUCGUGUUCAAGAUUCUCCUGAGUCGAGCAAAGGUUGCGGUUGUUGCGUCAUCAUGUAAUUUUUUGAGAACGGAUGUGGAAUUCGUUCUUUUCACCAAUACGGAGUUUUUUCCCUUUUUCUUUUCUGUGUAAAUUGGGCUAAGCAUGCAAGCAAGCAAGUUUAAUGGCGUUUGGGGAGUUGAUGGAUUCAUACUUGACUUGAAGACUAGGUCUGAGCGAUCGCCAAUUUUUUUUUUUCAUUUCAUUCAUUCGUGGAUAAACACAUCAUCAAAGAAAUUCAUAAUUACUUGUUGAAACUUUUCCCUCUGCAUUAAUUGUUUAUUGAGAUCCGAGAUUUGUGCUGGGCACGCGACACAACAUUAAAUUUCAUUGAUGUGGUAGUGGGGGAGGAGGAAGAAUCAGAUUAAGAUGGCGGG
Botrytis porri is the source of this 3517-nucleotide messenger RNA. RefSeq lists its product as uncharacterized. Lineage: Eukaryota; Fungi; Ascomycota; Leotiomycetes; Helotiales; Sclerotiniaceae. The record is from RefSeq and is a predicted model, not a curated record. The coding region runs from base 1571 to 3160 and encodes 529 amino acids. The transcript has 2 exons.